AUGUAUUAUUCUGGCACUACAGCGUCUCCUUCACGUUCCCACUCUCUCUCUAACGACCCAGCUCCUCCAUGGUCUCGAGGUCCCCAUCCGGUGCUUGCUCCCGGUAGCGCACAGCACGCCCAAGCCGUGCCUCAAGGACCUCAGUCACCUGGUUACCUUGUUCAGUACGCCAAUGGACACCACGCGCAACACCCCCUGCCUCACCAGCAUCCCCACCAGCCUCCUCACCAGCACCAAAUUCAGCAUCACCAACACCCCCACCAACACCCCCAUAGCCAGCAUCAGCACCAGAACUCUCUCUCUGGCUACCACUCCCCCGGCAGCGUCCACGCCCAAUCCACGGGAAGAUCCACUACCCCUGGUGCCCCCAAUGGUCCUCCAGUCAUUAUCCCUCCCCAUUGGCAGCAGCAGCUCCAUCGUGCAGAGCUCUGUAGACAAGCCUCGGCCCCCCACCACAGAGCCCGCGCCGCGGCCCUCGCUUCCCGCACAUCGGCCAAGUCUGCCAUUCCUAUCACCGCUCCUGUCAACGUAGCUGCCCCCAAGCCUGUGCAGGCCGAUGCUACCAAUGGCACUCAUCAGCGAGCAGGCAGUGUUUCGGAACGAACCGAUACAAGCGAAGACAGGGCUUCUUCGGCUGCCAACGGUCACCCCUCUGCCAAUACUGCACCAGUCGUCAAUCCUCCCCGGCCGUCGGCUGAGCGUAAACCCGCCAGCACGUGGACCACACUCGAUAUGGGUGGUAUGCGCCUCAAGAAUAUCUCCCAGUCUCUAUUCACGCUCGACUACCUCACCACACUUUACAUCAACCACAAUCAACUCACCUCCAUCCCGCCGGAAAUCUCGCGUCUCCGUCAUCUCAUCCUCCUUGAUAUUUCCUCCAACCAGCUUGUGUCUCUUCCUCCCGAACUCGGUAUGUUGUCCUCGUUGCGUGAGCUUCACGCAUUCGACAACAGGCUCGAGAACAUACCGCCCGAGUUUGGGACGCUCCAUCAGCUCGAGAUGCUUGGCCUUGAAGGAAACCCACUCCAGCCAUCACUCCGUAUAAUCUUGCAAAAGGAUGGCACCCCGGCCCUCAUUUCCUACUUGCGCGAUUCGUGUCCAGUUCCCGCUCCUCCGCCCGAACGGCAAUGGCGCGUUCUCCUUCCCGACGACCCCGAGCCCGGAACCGAGACAUUUAGCGUCAUUUCUUACAAUAUCCUCUGCGAAAAGUACGCUACGUCAACGAUGUAUGGAUACACUCCAUCCUGGGCACUGAAUUGGUCCUACCGAAAAGAGUUGAUCCUGGCCGAGAUCCAAAAUUAUGGCGCAGAUUUCAUCUGUUUGCAGGAAGUAGACGUUGCUCAGUAUGAGGACUACUUCUUCAAGAAACUCGGUGAAGCUGGCUAUUCAGGUGUCUUUUCGCCCAAGUCUCGUGUGCGAACCAUGAGCGAGACCGAAAGAAGACGCGUCGACGGCUGCGCUAUUUUCUUCCUCUCGGAAAAGUACACCCUAAUCGAACACCACCUCAUUGAGUUUGCCCAAGCGGCACAUACCCGCCCUGCGCUGCGCUCAACGGAAGACUGGUUCAAUCGCGUCCAAAACAAGGAUCAUAUCGCAGUCGCCGCAACCCUUGUCUCGCGCGCGACUGGAACUCGCCUCAUUAUUGCCAAUGCCCACCUCUUCUGGGACCCCGAAUUCCGAGACGUCAAACUAGUUCAGUCUGCGAUUCUCAUGGACAGCUUGAAAGUCAUUGCCGACGAUUUUGCGGAUAUGGAGGUUGCGGGCGGACAGAAGAACAGAUAUUCCAAGGGCACCCAAAUCCCGCUCAUUGUGUGUGGAGACUUUAACUCUGCGCCUGAAGAUAGUGGAGUGUCCGAGUUCUUGUCCAAGGGACACGUGUCUGGUUCGCACCCCGAUUUCAUGGGCCACCAAUACGGGCCUUAUACGAGCGAAGGCCCGCGUCAUCCGUUUGAACUGCGCAGUGCAUAUGCCGGAAUAGGAGAACUCCCAAUGACGAACUAUGUGCCCAGUUUCCAGGGCGCGAUUGAUUACAUCUGGUACGGAACUGAGAACGUGGAUGUUGCUGCCGUGCUCGGAGAGGUGGACAAGAACUAUCUUAGCAAGGUUGUAGGGUUCCCGAAUGCUCAUUUCCCUUCAGACCACGUUCUCAUCUCGGCUGAAUUCCGUAUCCUCCCAACGAAAGAGGCCAAACCCUCCAAGUCGACUCGUAAACGGUAA
Messenger RNA from Rhizoctonia solani, 2217 nucleotides. RefSeq names its product CCR4-Not complex component, Not1. The coding region runs from base 1 to 2217 and encodes 738 amino acids. NCBI's taxonomy places the organism in Eukaryota, Fungi, Basidiomycota, Agaricomycetes, Cantharellales, Ceratobasidiaceae. Gene Ontology annotation, molecular function: protein binding; poly(A)-specific ribonuclease activity. The record is from RefSeq and is a predicted model, not a curated record. Gene Ontology annotation, cellular component: nucleus; cytoplasm; CCR4-NOT complex. Gene Ontology annotation, biological process: nuclear-transcribed mRNA poly(A) tail shortening. The transcript is spliced from 5 exons.